This is a messenger RNA of Xiphias gladius (swordfish), 2143 nucleotides long. It is a transcript of the gene cacnb3b, whose product is annotated as calcium channel, voltage-dependent, beta 3b. NCBI's taxonomy places the organism in Eukaryota, Metazoa, Chordata, Actinopteri, Istiophoriformes, Xiphiidae. Gene Ontology annotation, biological process: calcium ion transmembrane transport; regulation of voltage-gated calcium channel activity; chemical synaptic transmission. The transcript is spliced from 14 exons. The record is from RefSeq and is a predicted model, not a curated record. The coding region runs from base 38 to 1204 and encodes 388 amino acids. Gene Ontology annotation, molecular function: protein binding; high voltage-gated calcium channel activity. Gene Ontology annotation, cellular component: voltage-gated calcium channel complex.
GUUGGGCUGAGGUGACCGAGAUCCCCGUUAACUGCGGAUGUCCCUGACCAAUUCAAGCAUCUUUCUGCUCAACGAGGGUUCAGCCGAUUCCUACACUAGUCGACCCUCUGAUUCCGACCUGUCCCUGGAGGAGGACCAGGAGGCGUCUCGGCGUGAAGCCGAGCGCCAGGCUCAGCUGCAGCUUGAGAGAGCCAAGACUAAACCAGUAGCUUUUGCAGUGAAAACCAAUGUGAGUUACUGUGGAGCUCUUGAUGAAGAUUGUCCAGUCCAAGGUGCUGCUAUUAACUUUGAAACCAAAGACUUUCUGCACAUAAAAGAGAAAUACAACAAUGAUUGGUGGAUUGGUCGGCUGGUGAAGGAAGGAGCAGACAUCACUUUCAUCCCGAGCCCAGUCAAACUAGAAGCCAUGAGGAUAAAACAAGAGCAAAAAGCAGCAGCAAGGAAAGGAGGGAACGCUUCAUCCGGAGGCUGGAGGUCCACCCCACCAUCUGCAGCCAAACAGAAGCAGAAACAGACUGAACAUAUUCCUCCAUAUGAUGUGGUUCCUUCUAUGCGGCCAGUGGUGCUGGUGGGCCCUUCACUGAAAGGAUAUGAGGUAACAGACAUGAUGCAGAAAGCCUUGUUUGACUUCCUAAAGCACAGAUUUGAUGGCAGGAUCUCUAUUACACGGGUGACUGCUGAUCUGUCACUGGCGAAGCGCUCAGUGCUGAACAAGAAGGCCAUAAUGGAGCGAUCCAACACGCGCUCCAGUCUCGCUGAGGUCCAGAGUGAGAUAGAGAGGAUCUUUGAGCUGGCCAAGUCUCUUCAGCUGGUCGUCCUGGACGCAGACACUAUCAACCACCCGGCACAGCUCCUCAAAACUUCUCUGGCUCCCAUCAUCGUCUACGUCAAAGUUUCCUCGCCUAAAGUUCUUCAGAGGCUGAUCAAAUCUCGAGGGAAGUCACAAAGCAAACACCUCAAUGUUCAGAUGAUGGCAGGGGACAAACUCGCUCAGUGCCCACCUGAGAUGUUUGAUGUCAUCCUGGACGAGAAUCAGCUGGACGAUGCUUGUGAACACCUUGCAGAGUACCUGGAAAUUUACUGGCGAGCUACGCAUCUCCCCUGUUCUGCCCCUGUCAACCCCUUACUGGACCAAAGCGUGAUCACCCCACCCUCAGCUAACUCCAGCCAACAGUUUUCUGAAACUCAAGAGUUGAUAGAAUGAUCACUAUCGCGGACAUAGGAGCAGCCUGUGCUGUCGGCUGGGGUCAGACUAGGAAGUCAUAGAGCACAGGGACCAGGACGCCACCAGGGGGCAGCAGCAGCCCUCAUCUCUCCAAAGCCAGCCACCACCUUCUCUGGCCACACCUGGGGCUAAGAAGAGAACAAGAGCAGAGUUCCUGGAGGGGGGAAGAGCAGAAGGCUAGUGAUCUGGGGGAAGAGGAGAAAUAAAAACAGGGAGAGGAGCAAGAGGAGGAGGAAGAUUUGAUCAGUGCCACAACAGAUUGAGAAGCCUCCACCUCACUGCUGCCCCCUCGGCAAGAGCUCCCUGCUCCCACCGCCACACGACAACUCAGGGCCGCUUUCUACAGCUGCGUGCACACUGGUAACAAAAACCAGUACAGCAGUGCAGUCACUGCACACCACCUUCUCUCUUCCCUCCCCCCCUGACCUUGACCUUAUUCCCAAGUCCCUGCUUUCACACUGGAAGUCACAUCCCCCACCUGGCAAAGCUGAGCUAGCCCAUGUGUGUUCAGACACCCAGAAGUGGCCAUCCCUCAGACACAGAUAGGCUGAUUCAGCUCGCAAUGUAGACAAACUGUACACCUGUGAAGUCAGAGUAUGUUCACAUACAGUACUGUAGCAUAGCAAAGCUGUCCGUGUAACGUAAAACGCAAACAUGAGUAGUUUGCCAAUUUAGGGUUCCGAGGGUUUCGAUAAACCUGGCUUCCCUCUCUGGCCAAAGAGUGCAGAGAGUAACAGAAAAGCAAUUCCCUACGUCUUCCAUCUCUACGGUUCCCUGUGAACUGUCAUUCCAGUUUAACCAAACAUUUCCUCAAAGGCACAGUUGUUUCUAUCAGAGUCAACUUGGUGUCACCUGUAAUGGGACACCCAAGGAAAAUGAAAGCUUUCCUCUUCCUUUAUCAUCUAUUUUCUCUAAUUG